AUGACUACAAGCACUCAGGUUAAUACAGUAACUACAUCUACUCCAUCCGCAUCACUGUCCGUACCACCGUCUGUACCACCGUCCGGAGCACCAUCAGCCAACACAAUCAACAUUAAUUUUGACUCUCUUAAUGCCUACACUGUAUCAGUUCGCUUCAAUGCUGCUACCGUGGCUCAAGAAGAUCAACAUCCCAACCACUCGCAUGAUUGGAUACUCGAUUCUGGGACUGUUGAAACAAUGACUUAUUCUAAAUAUUACUUCACGUCCUUUACUCCCUGCGUACACACAGCCAAAACUGCUACUGACAAGGCCUUUCAGACUGUUGGCUACGGCACUGUUUUGAUUGAAUUGGCAGAUGAGCAGAACAGACCUUGUGGACUUUUGGAGAUUGACCGCGCUUGGUACAUGCCGGCGCUCUCACAUAAUCUUAUUUUGUGUAAGCAGCUGGCACGCCAGGGUGUCUAUAUACAUAUCAAGACCAAAGAGACCACUGUUCUUAUUCAACACGGCAAGCAGAUUGGCUUCACUACUGCUAAAGAUGCUUAA
Aspergillus neoniger CBS 115656 is the source of this 546-nucleotide messenger RNA. RefSeq lists its product as uncharacterized. The record is from RefSeq and is a predicted model, not a curated record. The coding region runs from base 1 to 546 and encodes 181 amino acids. Lineage: Eukaryota; Fungi; Ascomycota; Eurotiomycetes; Eurotiales; Aspergillaceae. The transcript has a single exon.